GAUGUCGAGGGAGGAGUCGAAUUUGGCGCAGACGCGGCUUCGAGGAAAAGUUCAUAUACUUACUCUUAUGUAUACGAGUCUUGCUAAUAAUUCCGCCAGUAUAUUCGCGAAUUUUGCCAGACGCGCUUCGACAUACAAUUCUAUUCUGUGUUUUAUUACUAUAUAUUUUGAGAAAUAAACUUGAGUAUUUUUAUAGAAGAAUGCCUCUUUGUUAAAUUUUCGCUAUCUCGAAUUUAUCGCACUCUGCUGACAAAUUGCAACAAAGUGAUCGCAGGCGAAGUUAUAGAGUUUUUCAGAUGAUGUCGAGAUCAAAAUGAGAGUUGACAAGAAAGAAGAAGUACAGACUAACGUUAACGAUGUCAAAAGCAACGAGAAAAAAUUUUGAAGCACUACUUCAUUGAUUGUCAUCGAUAAAUUAGAAAUGUAUUUCUCAUUUUCAUAAACAUGCUGAAGUACUGGUGGAUGGCGAACAACAAAACUGAACGCAAUGACAGCGACGAUGUGCCGAUCGAAGAGAUGCUGCAGGAUCCAGGAUCGAUGAUCCUCUUCGUCGGAUAUCCACGGUGGCUGCUGUAUUUCGCCGCCAUCUGUUGUGUUCUCUUCAUGUUGAUCGGCAUCCCGGGAAAUCUCAUCACGGUAAUCGCGUUGUUCCGCACCAAAAAGCUAAAGAACGCCACCGCGGUCUUCAUCAUGAAUCUGUCGAUAUCAGAUUUGAUGUUCUGCUGCUUCAAUCUGCCACUCGCAACUUCCACAUUCUGGCACAAGUCAUGGUUGUACGGACCACUUCUCUGUCGGUUGUUUCCGCUCUUGAGAUACGGCCUCGUUGCAGUCAGCCUCUUCAGCAUUCUCGCAAUCACGAUCAAUCGCUACAUCAUGAUCAGCCAUCCCGGUCUCUACCCUACCUUGUAUAAAACGAAAUAUUUGAUACCGAUGGUUCUGGCGAUAUGGAUCGUCGCUUUUGGUUUGCUGAUCGUCACGUGGUUUGAGCAAUUCGGACGUUUUGGUUUGGAUCCCGCUAUCGGAUCCUGCUCGAUCCUGCCGGAUGUGAACGGAAGAAACCCAAAGGAAUUUCUCUUCAUUCUUGCAUUUCUAAUACCCUGCGUGGCUAUUAUUGUUUGCUACGCCAGGAUCUUUUAUAUCGUUCGCGAAACUGCUGCGAAGAGCAGGGGCAAGAUUCUCAGUGUGGAGCCAAUGGAAACCAGCCAUCAACACUCUACAUCCAAAAACCAGGAGCAAGAACUGUCAGUUCUUUGCGCUCCUUCUUCGAUACGAACGAGUUUUCUCAAUCCAAACGAAGAAACUGAUCUCGAGCCAUCGACAUCUAUUAACGAAGAUUCUUCCUGCUCUAAACAGUCGAUUCACGAUCGAGAAAAAUCGGAUUGCACGACGAGAACGCAUAUAGACGAUCCAACAAUUAUCAGCCUCGAUCCAAACUUCAACGCUCUUCAUAUGGGCGCAUCGGAAGACAUGUCAUUUGUGGAUGACGAUCGCGAGGAAUCCGGUCUCACGGAAAUAAAGAUGUUUCUGAACAGAAAUCAGAAUAACGAAUCACAGCAGAAGUCGUCGAGAAACUCUUGCGGGAGGCUGGAAAGAUUGACCAGCCGAGCGUCCUUCAUUGUCGAGUCCUCGCUGCAGAGAUUCACCAGCAAUCGUCCUGAUUGGCGACCGGAAGUCCUGGUGGAUUCCACACACUUGCCCACGAAAAAGGCCUUUCGCAGGGAGUCAAAGUUCAAGAGCAUCAGCAGGAUCCGCAACGGCGAACCCAUCAUCUUAGCACCCAAAAUGUCCACCAAAGAUCGGAAGCUGCUGCAAAUGAUCCUGGUGAUAUUCGCGUCCUUUCUGGUGUGUUAUCUACCGAUCACCAUCACGAAGCUCUUCCACGACGCAAUAGACUGUCGAGGCCUCAACAUCGCCGGCUACAUACUUAUCUAUUUGACGACUUGCAUCAACCCCGUCAUCUAUGUUGUGAUGAGCUCCGAAUACAGGAGUGCGUAUAAAUAUAUAUUGCUGUGUAAGGGCGAGCAGCUCGCAAGCAAAAGGAGACUGCCGAGUUUGUUAAUGUUCAGUUGAACUCGUGUAUGAUCACAGAAAAAACAGUAUCCUUGAAAGAAUGCACAUAUGCCUUGAUU
Molecule: messenger RNA, 2129 nt
Organism: Nylanderia fulva
Lineage: Eukaryota; Metazoa; Arthropoda; Insecta; Hymenoptera; Formicidae
Product: G protein-coupled receptor moody
Biological process (GO): G protein-coupled receptor signaling pathway
Cellular component (GO): membrane
Molecular function (GO): G protein-coupled receptor activity
Source: RefSeq, a predicted model, not a curated record